Messenger RNA from Trichoderma virens Gv29-8, 4104 nucleotides. RefSeq lists its product as uncharacterized. The transcript is spliced from 3 exons. Gene Ontology annotation, molecular function: xanthine dehydrogenase activity; FAD binding; 2 iron, 2 sulfur cluster binding. Bases 1 to 4104 code for a protein of 1367 amino acids. NCBI's taxonomy places the organism in Eukaryota, Fungi, Ascomycota, Sordariomycetes, Hypocreales, Hypocreaceae. The record is from RefSeq and is a predicted model, not a curated record.
AUGGCACCCAUUGCUAUAUCUCCCGAGCGGGACGGUCAGCUGGACUCGCUGGAGGAUCUGACUGCCAAGUUCGACGACACAAUCCGCUUCUAUCUCAACGGGACCAAAGUCGUUCUCGACGACAUCGAUCCCGAGAUCACAGUUCUCGAGUACCUGAGAGGCAUUGGCCUGACUGGAACCAAACUCGGCUGUGGCGAGGGUGGGUGUGGUGCCUGCACCAUUGUUGUAAGCCAGUAUAACCCAACAACGAAACAAAUCUAUCACGCCAGUGUCAACGCCUGUCUGGCACCUCUUGUAAGUCUUGAUGGCAAACAUGUCGUCACCAUUGAAGGGAUCGGCAGCACCAAGAAUCCGCAUCCCACGCAAGAGCGGGUGGCGAAGUCACAUGGAAGCCAGUGCGGUUUCUGCACCCCGGGUAUUGUCAUGAGUCUGUAUGCUUUGUUGCGGAAUAAUGCCAACCCCACUCAACAUGAGAUGGAAGAAGCUUUCGACGGCAACCUGUGUCGGUGCACAGGGUACAGGUCUAUUCUCGACGCGGCUCACACCUUUAGCAUCGAGAACUCAUGCGGCAAAGCCAAGACUAACGGCGGCGGAGGCUGUUGCAUGGAGAAUGGCAAUGGCAAGCCCGAGGGAGGCUGCUGCAUGGAUAAAAUGAACAAUGACCAGCCUAUCAAAAGAUUCACUCCUCCAGGGUUUAUCGAGUAUAACCCUGAUACCGAGCUCAUCUUCCCCCCCGCUCUGAAGAAGCACCAGCUACGGCCCCUCGCUUUCGGCAAUAAGCGAAAGAAGUGGUUCCGGCCUGUCACCCUGGAUCAGCUUCUUCAGAUCAAAAGUGUGCAUCCCCAGGCCAAGAUUAUUGGCGGAAGCACCGAGACUCAGAUCGAAAUCAAGUUCAAGGCGCUGCAGUACCCCGUGUCGGUCUAUGUCGGUGACAUUGCCGAGUUGCGGCAGUACGAGUUCACGGAGGAUCACCUCGAAAUUGGCGGCAACGUAACUUUGACAGAUUUUGAGCACAUCUGCGAGGAAGCCAUCAAACGUUAUGGAAAUGAAAGGUCGCAGGUGUUCCAAGGGAUCCUCAAGCAAUUGAAAUACUUUGCUGGAAGGCAAAUCAGAAACGUCGGGACUCCUGCCGGUAACCUGGUCACCGCUUCACCCAUAUCUGACCUGAACCCGGCCUUGUGGGGUGCCAAUGCCGUUUUGGUGGCAAAGUCUGCGACGCAGGAGACGGAGAUCCCCUUGUCACAGUUCUUCACAGGGUACCGAAGAACGGCGCUCGCCCAAGAUGCCAUCAUUGCAUCGCUCAGGAUUCCCGUUACGGCGGCCAAGGGAGAAUUCUAUCGAGCUUAUAAGCAAGCGAAGAGAAAGGAUGACGACAUUGCCAUUGUGACCGCGGCACUCAGGGUGAAACUGGACGAUGCUGGUGUUGUUACAGACUGUAACCUCAUUUAUGGCGGCAUGGCUGCCAUGACGGUCUCAGCAAAGACUGCGGCAGAGUACCUAGUUGGCAAGCGCCUCGCCGAGCUGGAGACACUUGAAGGUACCAUGAGUGCUCUCGGAAAAGACUUUGACCUCCAGUUCAGCGUCCCUGGCGGUAUGGCAUCUUACCGAAAAGCGCUGGCCCUUGGCUUCUUCUAUCGCUUCUACCACGAUGUCCUUACCAUCCUUAAUGGGGAAAGCGAGCACGUUGACAAGGAGGCUAUUGAUGAAAUCGAACGAUCCAUUUCAACCGGCCAGACCGAUCCGUACACGGCUGCCGCAUACGAACAGGAGAUCACGGGCAAAUCGAAUCCUCAUGUUGCUGCAUUAAAGCAGACAACCGGUGAGGCCCAGUACACGGAUGAUAUUCCUCCUAUGAAGAACGAAUUGUACGGGUGUUGGGUAUUGUCAACCAGGGCACAUGCAAAGAUCAUAUCAAUCGACUAUUCCGCCGCACUCGACAUGCCCGGCGUAGUUGACUAUGUCGAUAGCGGAGACAUGCCUUCCCAAGCAGCCAACCGAUUUGGACCGCCCAAUUUCGAUGAACUAUUCUUCGCCGAGGGUGAAGUACUCACAGCUGGCCAGGCCAUCGCCAUGAUCCUUGCCACAUCGGCUUCCAAGGCCCAGGAAGCGGCCAGAGCUGUCAAGGUGGAAUACGAAGAUUUGCCAGCAGUCCUGACGAUCGAAGAAGCCAUCCAGCAAGAUAGCUUCCAUCCUUGCUAUCGUGAGAUCAAGACUGGAGACUCUGAAGAAGCUUUCAAAAACUGCGACCAUGUCUUCACAGGUACCGCACGAAUGGGUGGCCAAGAGCACUUUUAUCUUGAAACCAACGCAUGUGUCGUCGUUCCCAGUCCAGAAGACGGAGCAAUGGAGAUUUUUGCCAGCACACAGAAUCCAACUGAGACACAAACAUUUGCCGCUCGUGUCUGCAAUGUACCGGCAAAUAAAGUUGUCGUCCGUGUCAAGAGAUUGGGAGGCGGCUUUGGUGGCAAGGAGACCCGAUCCAUCAUCCUCAGCUCAGCCGUAGCUCUCGCGGCUAAGAAGGUCAAGAGGCCAGUCCGCUGCAUGUUGACACGCGAGGAAGACAUGCUCACCAUGGGGCAAAGACAUCCUUUCCUCGGAAAGUACAAGAUUGGUUUCAACAAGGAUGGAAAGAUUCAGGCUCUAGAUGUCGACAUCUUCAACAAUGCCGGUUGGACUUUUGAUCUCAGCACGGCAGUGCUUGAACGAGCAAUAACGCACGUCGAUGGAUGCUACCGCAUUCCCAAUACACACAUCCGCGGCCGCGUUUGCAAGACCAACACCGUCUCCAACACAGCGUUCCGCGGCUUCGGCGGCCCUCAGGGCAUGUUCAUCAUUGAGACUUGUAUGGAAGAGGCCGCGGACCGCUUGGGCAUUCCCAUCGACAAGUUACGGGAAAUCAACUUUUACAAGCCCCUCGAGCCAACACACUUCAACCAGCCCGUUACGGAUUGGCAUGUUCCACUCAUGUACAAGCAAGUACAGGAGGAGAGCAACUACCAAGAGCGCAAGGCUGCCAUCUCUCGGUUCAACGAGACUCACAAGUGGCGCAAGAGGGGAAUAUCCCUGAUUCCCACCAAGUUUGGAAUUUCGUUCACGGCUCUCUUCCUCAACCAGGCGGGAGCGCUGGUACACAUCUACCACGAUGGUUCUAUCUUGGUAGCUCAUGGAGGUACGGAGAUGGGCCAAGGACUUCACACCAAGAUGACCCAGAUUGCCGCACAAGCUCUCAAGGUUCCUCUGGAUAACGUCUUCAUCUCGGAGACUGCCACCAACACAGUCGCCAAUACCUCAUCGACGGCAGCGUCAGCGUCCUCCGACCUUAACGGGUAUGCGAUUUUCAACGCCUGCGAACAGCUCAACGAACGGCUGGCUCCUUACCGAGAGAAGCUCGGCCCACAAGCAACGAUGGAGGAGCUGGCCCAUGCAGCCUAUUUCGAUCGCGUCAAUCUGUCCGCCCAGGGCUUCUACAAGACUCCAGAGAUUGGGUACACCUGGGGUGAGAAUAAGGGAAAGAUGUACUUUUAUUUCACACAGGGAGUUGCUGCCGCAGAGGUUGAAAUUGAUGUUCUGACCGGCUCGUCGACCUGCCUCCGAGCAGACAUCAAGAUGGAUAUCGGCCAGUCCAUCAACCCAGCAAUCGACUAUGGCCAAAUCCAGGGUGCGUUUAUGCAAGGUUUUGGACUCUUCACCAUGGAAGAGUCGCUGUGGUUACGAAACGGCCCAAUGGCUGGCAACCUAUUCACUCGCGGACCUGGAGCGUAUAAGAUUCCUGGCUUCCGUGACAUUCCUCAGGAGUUCAACGUGACGCUCCUCAAGGACGUUGAGUGGAAGGAUUUGCGUACGAUUCAGCGCAGCAGAGGUGUCGGCGAGCCUCCGCUCUUCAUGGGCAGCUCCGUCUUCUUUGCCAUCCGACAUGCACUCAAGGCGGCGAGGAAGGACGCUGGCGUCGAAGCCAAGGUUGGGGAGGAUGACAGCGAGGGCCUCCUUAGGCUGGAGAGCCCAGCAACGCCUGAGAGGAUCAGGUUGAUGUGCGAAGAUGAAAUCAUGAGAAAGGCCCGAGUGGUUCCCAAGGAGGGCGAGAAGAGCUUCUUUGUGGCUAUAUGA